AUGGCUGUGCCGCUGCGGGGCCAGCGGGCCGCGGCGCUCCUACAUUUCCUCUGCUUCCUCUGGGCGGUUUUCGCCGUCAGCCAGAACGCGGGGUUUCCCAGGUCGGUCCGCAAGGAACCGGACGUCACCUACGGGGGCUCCUGGAAACACCUGACCUUCCUCAACCAGGUGGUGGUGGCGGCGGCUGCGAAAAGGGAACGAGGGAGAGCGGGAGGACGCCGCGCGUGCGCAGACGGAGCGCUCCUUGGCCGCACGUGAAGGGCGGCGCGCGCGGGAAGGUGGGGGAGGGGGAGAAAGAGAGUUGAAAUAGGUUAGGGCGGGUGAACCCGCUGAGGUAAAUUUAGUUUCUUUUGUGUGCCCCUUCCCCCCGUGAGUUUUAUAGCAAAAAGUGAUAAUUAGUUAUACAUCACCCUAACUGGCAUCAGUUACUCCUAAGUACGCUAUGACUCGCAUGCCCCCGUUUAUUGUUGUUGUUAUUUGUUGAGUCCCUGUCAGGGGAAAAGGCGAAUAUAAAUAAAUAGAUAAUGAUGAUUUCCCCCCAAAAAAGGACUCAGAGCAACUUUAACACAUAAAAUCUUGUUUGCGUUAAGAUACAAUGUUGGUGAGGGAAAUAUAAAGGCCUUUAGAUAAUAGAUACUCUGAACCAACCAGUAAUAUGCUUCAAAUUAUUUUCCUUGGCUGAGUACACCUAAUAAACAUUUAAAGCGCAGCCAAUGAAUUCUGGGAACUGUAGUUUGCUAAGAGUGUUGGGAAUUGUAGCUCUGUGAGGAGUAAGCUACAGUUCCCAGGAUUCUUUUUUGAGGGGAUGGGUGGAAGCAAUGUGCUUUAAAUGUAUGGUGUGUUAAGAAACUAAACCAGAAAAGGAAAAAAUAUACAUACUGAGCCCCAUGCGUAUUUCUAAUAGCUUCUUUGUGAUUUCAUAGGUUCUACAGACAAUCCUGUAUCUGUUAUGUGUCAUAUCUGAUACUGUAGCUCUGUGCAUGCCUUCAUUAGAAAAAAGAGUAUCAUCACUGGUGGUGCCUCUCAGAGAUUUCAUCUUCUCUUCGUAUGUGUUUCCUAUUGGCUUAGUAAGUAACUACUGUUUCUAUUAUUGAAAUACGUGUGUACUAUAAAACAGCGCUCCUCAUACCUGAUGCAUCCUGAUGUUUGGAACUACUUCCAUUAUCCCUGCUGGCUAGGUCUGAUGGGCGAUGUUCUCCAGAUUUCUAAAAGACUGUCACAAAGAGCCUGGCAUGUCUAAAUGAAACCAACAGCAUUGAUCAUUCUUAAAAUACAAUAAGUAACUGUUGUUGUUGUUGUUGUGUUGUUUUCAUUUAAUUAUCUUGCUCCAUUCCAAGGGUGCUGAGUAGAUUGUCACCUGGUAUAUUUAAAAAGGGCUGAUUUCCCUCCAAAUGGUUUGAAUCUAAGAUGAGUGUAGGGCUUUACAAAUCCCAUUCUUAAAACCUACCACAUUAUCAUUUAAAUCAGGAGAAACUUUGUUUUGAGAAGAAAAGCCCAGAUAGUUCAUUUUUAAUAAUGAAGCUAACAGACCUAUAGAAUAGUUAAUGAUAGUCUAGCACGAGCAUUCAUAGAUGCCACUGGAGAAAGGCUAGUAGGUUCAAGACUUCCUCCAGGCGUCUAGUUCCCAGUUUGGUACCCCCUCACCAUUGAGGCUGGGAGCCUCAAUAGCACCCCUCUGGAGGCUUCACCUGGGGCAGAAAAACCGGGUAAAAAGAAGCAGUAGGGAAACCUAGUUUCAACAAGAAUAGACUGUCCAAAGCUACUAUUUGCAUUUCAAUGAAAGUCUGCACUGGCAUCUCUGGCAACUUCAGAGAAGUUGGCAGGACUGCGUGGGAGAGAGAGUGUGUAUAAGGGCUUGUCCACAUGAGUUUACUGUUCUGUUUGCAACUGUUUGCCCAUUUAAUUUGCAAAGCAUACAUGUUACUCUCAGACGACACCAAUCUUGAUAUGUUCCCCCUAUAAAUUUAGGUCUAUCUGAUAAGGAGAUAAUCCAGUAAAUUGGGAAAUUGGGCUUCAAGAUGCUUUGCUUGGGGUCACAGACAAUUUGUUUCUGUGUUUUAAGGUGGGUGCAUCAUUCAUCACUUUCUGCUACUCCCCUUUUCACAUCCACUGCUUCCUCAAUGUUAUUUAUUUAUUAAGAAUUUGAACAACAGGCAGUAAAAGCAAUCAAUUCCAUCACCAUAAUGCAUUAAUGAAAACUAUGACAGCCAUUCAUAUGACUGAAUAUUAUUAAAUUGUUAUUGUUCAUAUAUUAUUGAAACAUAUAUUUUCACAAUUCUCUUGAGUCUUUGAUGGGUUCAUCCUCUCAUCCUGUUUAUUAAUAAAAUCAAUAAAAUCAGACCAAGUUUCUAAAAAAAAAUAAAAAUUGUUGUUGCCCUUGUGCCUGAACUUGACUACAGUGGUACCUCGGGUUACAUACGCUUCAGGCUACAGACUCCGCUAACCCAGAAAUAGUGCUUCAGGUUAAGAACUUUGCUUCAGGAUAAGAACAGAAAUCGUGCUCUGGCGGCACAGUGGCAGCAGGAGGUCCCAUUAGCUAAAGUGGUGCUUCAGUUUAAGAAAAGUUUCAGGUUAAGUAUGGACCUCCAGAAUGAAUUAAGUACUUAACCUGAUGUACCACUGUAGUUAGUUUUUCUGACUAGUCAAUAUAAUUAUCCAUGCUUCUAACAAUAGGUAACAAUAGAUAAUGAGUCCUUCCAGCAUGAUUGCACAACUAGCAAAUGCACUGCUACAAACAAAAAAGCAAGCAUUUGCUUAUAUGGAAUUUCAAUAUUUUGUCUACUGAAGAUUGUUGACUGUAUUUUAAUUUCUUUUCUAGCUGUGCUCACAACUAUUUCCAGUAUGCUACUGAAUGUAGGGUUGUAGCCUUAUCUGUCUGUGUAUGUUUUCUUUUGCUCCCUUAAGAUUGGCACAUAACUAGAAAACUGUACAUUAAACAUUCUGCACUAGAUAUUGUACAGCUAUUUGAUAAGUGUGCUUUGAGAAUUUACAGUUAUGACUGUGCUGCUUGCUCCCCCCCCCCCCCACUUCCUGGUUGGGAAAAACUUAAAAGUUCACACCAAGCUAACUGCCUACAGGCCCUUUCAGUACUUAAUUGACAUAACAAAAUAAACAAAUUAGAAGGUGACAAACACAGGAGGGAGCGCCUGCUGGUAUGAAGGGGAAAGUCUGAAGCUGUACCUCAUAUACAAAUGCAAAUACGUUUGGACUACUCCAGUCUAAUUCAAAUGGGGUGAGAGGGAAAGGGAUUCAUGGCUAAAUGGUGCUCAAAUGCGGACAAACACUUAAACUCACUACUUAGGUUUCCUUGCAGCUAUUUAUUUGCAAAACAAGAAAGCUUGAACCUUAAUACAGAGUGUUUGAUGCUAAGGUUUUUUAUUAUUUUUAUCUGGAGAAAUAAAAGAAAGCUAUAUGCACAAUAAUCAGGUUUUAUUCACUGUAAUAAGUGAGCUGCGGGAAGAAAGAAGGGGAAAAGUUAACAGAUUUUUUGAUUUGGAAAAACAUUAACUGUCUAUUGUUACUAUUUGUCUGAGGAUACAAGUGUUAAUUGUCAAAUGUUUUAAUGACAGUUUGUACCUGUUGCUUUCUGGAGCCUUUACGUAUAUGACAGAGAACUAGUAUAUCCUUUACAGCUGGAUGACGUUAAUCCAAUUUGGCUUAAUCAUACUAUGGUAAGUGUACACCAUUUGUUUUUCAGGUAUCUCUUUUGCUGUGUUCAGUUCAUUUAUUGUUUAUCUGAUCGUAAUAUUUUGCAGAACUUAGGUAUAAGGGUCAGUUCAAAUGUAAUAGGUAAAAUGAUUGUUUAACAUUGUGUGCAUAAGCUGCAGUGAACCUUUGGAUCAUGUGUUCCCAUUUCCUCUUCUAGAGCAUGCCAAGGAUGAGAUCAGAAGCACAUUCUUCUAGGAUUAAAUUAAAUGGACCACCCUGUUAUGUCCAAACUACCGUGGGGCACACAGCAAGAACCCAGCCACUGAAUCCUGUGGAAUCUCUGCACACAGGAAUUUGAAUCCCCUUAUACCACUAUGCAAACAUAUCCCUCAUACAUUAUUUGGACUCUACAGCAAAGGGAAGGAAGGAGAGGGCAUGUAGCACAUCAUUCAGAUAGCCCCAUUUAAGAUGUAUAGCUACUUUGUUGUUGUUUAGUUGUUUAGUCGUGUCCGACUCUUCCUGACCCCAUGGACCAGAGCGCGCCAGGCACUCCUGUCUUCCACUGCCUCCCACAGUUUGGUCAGACUCAUGUUUGUAGCUUGGAGAACACUGUCCAACCAUCUCGUCCUCUGUCGUCCCCUUCUCCUUGUGCCCUCAAUCUUUCCCAACAUCAGGGUCUUUUCCAGGGAGUCUUCUCUUCUCAUGAGGUGGCCAAAGUAUUGGAGCCUCAGCUUCACGAUCUGUCCUUCCAGUGAGCACUCAGGGCUAAUUUCCUUAAGAAUGGAUGCGUUUGAUCUUCUUGCAGUCCAUGGGACUCUCAAGAGUCUCCUCCAGCACCAUAAUUCAAAAGCAUCAAUUCUUCAGCGAUCAGCCUUCUUUAUGGUCCAGCUCUUAUUUCCAUACAUCACUACUGGGAAAACCAUGGCUUUAACUAUACGGACCUUUGUUGGCAAGGUGAUGUCUCUGCUUUUUAAGAUGCUGUCUAGGUUUGCCAUCGCCUUUCUCCCAAGGAGCAGGUGUCUUUUAAUUUCGUGACUGCUGUCACCAUCUUAUUCCCACCAUAAACAGACGACAUCAUCCAUUCACCCUUGCUCCACUGCUAGCUGCUUCAUAUAACCACUGAGCCUCUUGGACUUGCCGAUCGGAAGGUCGGUGGUUCGAAUCCCCACAAUAGAGUGAGCUUCUGUUGGUCUGUCCCAACUCCUGCCGACCUAGCAGUUCGAAAGCACGCCAGUGCAAGUAAAUAAAUAGGUACUGCUGUGGCAGAAAGGUAAACAGUGUUUCCAUGUGCUCUGGUUUCCAUCACGGUGUUCCGUUGCAGCAGAAGCGGUUUAUUCAUGCUGGCCACAUGACCCGGAAAACAGUCUACUGACAAACACCGGCUCCCUCGGCCUGAAAGCGAGAUGAGCAGCGCAACCUCAUUGUCGCCUUUGACUGGACUUAUCUGUCCAGGGGUCCUUUACCUUUUACCUUUUAUACCAUGACAGCCCUUGUCUCACUUGUGCAGGCUGAGACUACUCCCUGACAUUCCCCAGAGCCUGCAUGAAAAGGGAGUGGUGGAGGGGUCACAACCCCCACCCACUCCACCAGUCAAAGCGAGAUUGAACUAUGGUGUGGGAAAAUGUUAUUUUAUAUGCUAACUCCAAACAGCAAAGUCAAAGCCUCUGUUGGACAUUCUCAGGGCUAGAAUAGGCUCUGAAAGCAAAAACACACAUGUAUGUGGUUGACAACCAGUCACCCCAACAGAACUCCUGGGCCUUUGAAAGAGACAGCAGAAUAAUAGGUGUAGCAGGUCAUAACAGUGGCGGAUUUAGGGCAGUGCAGAUGGUUCUGCUACUGAGCUGAGGGGACUAAUAAUAAGGUCUAACCCAUAUCUAUACAUGUACAUAUUCAAAGUUGCGGGGGCACCAAAUUUUAUCCUCAGGGUGUGAUAUUACGAGUGAUUGCCAAAGAAGAAGACUUAGCUUGAGGAAACUGAGCUAAGGAACUGCUUGUGUCAGGGAGGAAACCACUGUGGCAAAGAAUUAAUAAAUUUCCCAAGAUGGAUCAGACAGCCAUAGAAAAUGAUGCCAGUAAUUGCCAGCUGAUUGAAAAUGCUCUCAUCUGCUACUAUUUUGUAACUGCUGCUACCCCUGCAUAUGCCAGUGGACCUCAGUCAUUUUCAACCAUCCUAAGUGGGCCCUACAGGUAGUAAAUUUGAGAACCGCUAAGCUAGACUAUAAAAAUAUGUAUUUGGAAUAAAACAUGGAACAGAAGUUCAAAAAGCUGUAAUUUAAUACAACUAUUGAAAACAAUACAACAAACAAUAAAACUUUGUUUUGAUUUGCCAUAUGUUUCCAGCACUUAUAUUUGUGUGUGUUUGUGUUUUAUUUUUUAGCAUACCACCAUCCUCCCACUGCUUUUCAUAGAAUUGUUCAUUUGUGAUCAUAAGUAUCCCCGUAGAUGUAGAGGAAUUUUGGGACUUUGCGCCUUUGCAGUUGUAUACCUCUCAUGGUAGGUAUCAAGUAUCUUUUUCAAACACACUUCAAAUAUAAAGCAUUUUUAAUCAUUUUCGUUGGAUUGUUCCUUUUAUAUUAGCAAAUCCUUUUUUAAAAUAAAUUUUAAAAAGCAUAUUGUGCAUGCUGCCUAUUGGAAUCCGUGUGUUUAAUGGCUUCUUUAAAAUAACUACUUUAAUAUAUUUAUCAUGUUGAUCUCAAGAUACUUUAAACGUACAACAUCAUUUUAUCAUAAAUUGUCUGAUAAACUCAUCUAGUAUAAAACUAUAUGAAAAUGCUUAUAUUCAAUAUUCUAUUUGUUUCAUAUAAUUAAUAACAUUAGACCAAAUUGUUAUUGGUUUCGUCUCCUUUCUCUUAAACAUACCAUUUUAACAAGUUUAAAGGUCAUGGCAGUGUUGGUAUCUUAUUAAGCAACUCUUGUUUCGUUGAUAUUUUAUGAAUGUGCCAUUUAGCAGCUAUUAACAUUUUUGCUGUUAUCAAAUUUCUCAAUAAAUUAUGAUGAUCUGAUCACACAUCAUUUUCAAAAUAGCCUAAAAGAAUUUGUAAUUGAUGCAAUGUAAUUAUACAGUGAAACCUCUGUUUUCGAGCAUCUUGGAAGUCGAACAUUUUGGCUUUCGAACGCCAAAAACCCAGAAGUAACUGCUUUGGUUUUCAAACAAUUUUCGGAAGUCGAACGUGCCAUUUUGAGUUUCCCUAUUGUUUUGAGGCUUCUGCUUUCAGUUUUAGAACAUUUUGGAAGUCGAACGGUCUUCUGGAACAGAUUACAUUUGAAAACCGAGGUUCCACUGUAUUACAUUUCUAACAAUUUUUGGCUUCUUUGAACUAAUUUUCUGUAAUUCGUUGGAAUGUUUAUGCAGCCAUAAAAUAUUGGAAGUAAAUAUUACACUGCUAAUGCCUAUUGCUCCAUUACCAUUUCUGUAAUUACCGUAAGCAUAGUCCUAUUAUCAUUACUUUGAUCCAUUUAUGCAAGACCUUAAAAUACCAUUUCUGUGGUAGCAGGCACAGAUUAAUUCUAGUGUAGCCAUUUAGUUAUUAUUUUUGACUAGGUAAAUUAAUUUAUCAUGAGCAGCGCACAGGCAAAUAGCUUUUUUAGUCUUAAAUUUUGACAACAGAUGCCACAUGUAGCACAUGUAGCUGGUGUAAAUACACAGUUCAGAAACUGCAUAUCAUUCCUUUAGGUUCCUAGGAAUAGAAGCUUGAGGGCUCAAUAAAGCUGCCCUUCAGUGCCCGUUACAUUAGAUUCCUUAGCAUGCAGUUGUUGGAGCUCUGAAGAGGAAGCUAUAUACCGUAUUUUUCGCUCUAUAGGACGUACCGGACCACAAUACGCACCUAGUUUUUAGAGGGGGAAAUCAAGAAAAAAAUAUUGGAUGGAUCCCGCUUGCUGCUUUGGCUUCCUCUUUAGCCUUGCACAGCCUCUCCAGCCGGGAGAGGCUGCGCAAGGCUAAAGAAGUCAAGGCAGCGAGCACUAUCCAUUUUCUACGAGGAGGGAGAAGGGACUGACUGGCCGUGUCAGUCCCUUCUCCCUCCUGGGGAAAAGCCCGCAAGAGCUGCGUGGAGCUUGUGUGCGGUUCUUGGGGGCUUUUCCUGCCUGCCUCCCCCUGCAUUUGCUCCAUAAGACACACACACAUUUUCCCUUACUUUUUAGGAGGGAAAAGGUGUGUCUUAUGGAGCGAAAAAUACGGUACUUGUUGCUGUCUGGUGUUUUUAUGGUUCUGUGGUUGGUAUGCUGAUAGAGAUUAUAGCCAUAGCUACCUCAAACCAACCUGCAAACCCAUUUUUAACCAUGUCAAGCAUUAAUUAUAAACCAACUAUACAUGGUGGGAAGCAUUACAUUAGAUUUCACAUGCUUUAUACCUCUUCUAGAUGCUAAAAAGUCUUCACAAAUACUUACCAAGCCCCAUUUCACUCAGAAAUUUCUGUUGAAUAAUCUUUAUUUUUUAAUGAAGAAAAAUUAGUUGUUUUGGGAAAUGAGAUGAUCUAGCAAAAGUAAAAGGAGAUGAUCUAGCAAAAAUAAAAUACUCAUAGGUCAUAUGGUCCUCCAUUUAAAUCAAUAUUGCUUUCAAGUAUGAAUUGUACUUCUAUGUUUUUAAGAAAAUCCAAAUUUAUGCACUUAACUUACAGUUUUAUAUUUGAAAUUAUCAGCAAAUAUAGAAUAGUUUUUCCAUGCAACUUCAGAAAUCAACUAUCUACCUAUAAAAUUUAUGGCUAUUUGUGACUCUGUCUCCCCUUGUUUCUAGGAUAAUGUGGGUAAACCAUGCAAGUGGGAUUUGGGCAUAUCCAGUUUUAGGAGUGCUCAGUCCAUUAGGACGGGCAAUAUUUAUCUCCAUAUCUUUUCUUAUAAUGGUAAUCUUCUACUUCGUUGGGGAGCAACUAACAAAACGCUUGUGGGGUAAGUAGGAUUUUUUUGUUUGUAUUUUCAGUGCUGUAGCUGGCACAAGGAAUGGACUUUCCCAAUAUUCAAUGCAUAAGUGAGGAGAAGAGUCAUUUAAGUUGGUUCCCCAAGAAAGACUGAAGUCAUAAAGUCACUUAACCUGGGAGUAAUUUCAAUGUAUUCAAUGAACUUUUGAGAUGACUUGUCUGAGACUGAGCUGUGAAUGUGUUCAGUCAGAUGCAAGUUCUGUUUCACUUAUAAAAAGACUAUAGUGAUAAAUACAAUACCUCCUGGGUGCACUUCUGUGCACUGAAGGGAUUCCCACAGGCAUUUUUCUGAGCCAUCCCUUUCACCCCAAAGAUUCUUGGCCAACCACUCUGCCACUGUACUAAAUGCUUUGCAGCAGCUUGACCAUUUCAGACCUCAUGAGGUGCUCCCACAGUACACAUAGUUAUCUAGAAGCCCGGCACACAAGCCUCUUCCACAGUCAUCUGAAAUACUCUGUGUACUGAGGACUUGGAGAGAAGUGUGUCACUACAUAUCUGCAUGUGAGGUCCAGCUGGAACUCACAUUAACAUGAAUAGCACAGCAUCAGCAGUUACAAGUGGGGGAAGCAGAGAACCCAGAAGAGCAUAGGUUGUCAGUUAGUGGGUCAGGACGCACUGCCUGGUCUUAGCCUGAGUUGGGUCACAACAUCAUCACUACCACCAUACAAAUAUAUGGUACAAAAAUUAAGAAAUGGUUCCCUAAAUUCAUGUUAAAGGAAGUGGGUUCCAGGUCUGGAAACACGGAACACUACUCCAGGGGAGCAUUUGUGGGAGGGCUCUACAUUCCCAUAUGUAGGAAAAUAUUCUAAAGUUUAGUGUUCUUUUCUUUCCCUUCCAGCAAAACGUAAAAGGAAGUGCACAUAG
Molecule: messenger RNA, 9425 nt
Organism: Podarcis lilfordi (Lilford's wall lizard)
Lineage: Eukaryota; Metazoa; Chordata; Lepidosauria; Squamata; Lacertidae
Source: the annotation of a GenBank genome assembly